Messenger RNA from Ostrea edulis (European flat oyster), 2855 nucleotides. RefSeq lists its product as uncharacterized. NCBI's taxonomy places the organism in Eukaryota, Metazoa, Mollusca, Bivalvia, Ostreida, Ostreidae. The record is from RefSeq and is a predicted model, not a curated record. The coding region runs from base 516 to 2396 and encodes 626 amino acids. Gene Ontology annotation, molecular function: zinc ion binding; ubiquitin-protein transferase activity. Gene Ontology annotation, cellular component: chromatin; nucleoplasm. The transcript has 10 exons. Gene Ontology annotation, biological process: positive regulation of DNA-templated transcription.
GGGCAUAACGAUAGUGUCCGAGGGUAGUUCGGGUGCAUAGCAACGGACAUUUCGGCGGGUAACCGGAUAAGAAGGUGACAAUACUUAGAUGUAGUGCAUGGCAUCAUAAAGGGAGAAGAAAGGAUUGACAUGUGUUAUGUUGUAACAUUUGGGGCAAGAAAAACAAAGAACAGCUGAACAAGAGCAGGGCCAAGGUAACUCAGGUGAUAACAGCUAGAUAUAUCAGCAUCACAAAGACAGAAGAACAGAAAACGGGCGCUGAAUCCUCAGGACAGCUGUGUGAAAGAGAAAAAGGAAGAUAAAAGCAGAGUGGUUCACACUGGACUCCCAUGAGGUCCUGCAUUACUGAGAAAAGGAAGGUGAUGUUAAAAAGCAUCAGUUUUGACCACACAGAGUAUCCUUAAGUAGGGGGACUCAACAUUAAUCAAAAUCUGACUUCCUGUUUUGAUGGAGGAUUGGACCAUCAACAAGUUACUGUAUAGAUUGUGUUCCUAAAGACCCAGACCCUCCACAUCAUGGACACACUAGGACUCGGCACUCAACUAAAAGUACGACAAUGUUCUCAAUGUCAGGGGGACACUGAGUUUUACUGUAACACAUGUAAACGUGAUCUGUGUUUACAGUGUAAAGAGAAACAUGUCAUUGAUCUACAUACCAAAAACCAUGAUGUUGUGAUUUACCGUGAGAAGUUUAACUACAUCCCCAGACAAGAGAUCUGUGUCAGACAUCCAGACAGGUUCUAUGAAAUGUUCUGUCAGUCGUGUGAACUUUCUGUCUGUUUCCGAUGUUUAGAGCACCGAAAACACCAAAUACUGGACAUUAGAACAGCCUAUCAAACAAAGCGACAACAACACCGAGAAAUCAUUGACAACAUCAGAAGUGAGACUCUCUAUAACUGUCGUGUUCUCCUGGCAGGAAUCCAAACUGAUAUCCAAACUUGUCCCCCACAAAUCUGUCACCGUCAAUCACAGAUGUCAACCAAAGCCCAGAGACUGAAGGAUCUGAUUGACACUGCGGUAUGUGAUGUUAAAACAAGAUACCGAGGUUUAUUGAUUGAUAGAAUACAACAACAGAAGAGAAAAAUGAACAGACACUUCACCCACAUACAGAACUAUGAAGACAGAUAUGAACAAUCAGCAAACAGAGCGGUACAAUUCCUCUUGUUUAUAAAGACCAGUCGUGUCCCCCAGAUAAAGGACACCCCUAAUCUUCCACAACACCUGCUGCUGUCCCUGACUGAGGGAUUCAACAUGGAGGAUGUCAGUCACUUAUUGAGGGGAAUCCCAGAAAUCCAAAUGACAACAGGAAAACAACAAGUAGGAAUAGACGAAUGUGUGAAACUGAUGUCCACACCUGUAUUACACACGUCUGUCUGUGUGACAGGUGUUAGUUGUGUGUAUCACAUAUCUCGUGUGAUGUCAGACCGGGUCUGGGUCUCUAAUUACAAUCUCAUCUUGACAGACACAACAGGGGACACUAUACACCAUGUGACAGAUAGAACACCAUGGUCUACAGGAGUACACACAGUGAACAGUUCUGGUGAACUGAUUUAUAUAGACAGGAAACUUAACAUCAACAAACUGUCUGUGGACAAUCACACAGUCACCACACAGAUAGAGUAUACAUCGCCAUGGUUACCACGGUGUGUGUACUGCUCCCCGUCCACUGGAGAUCUGAUGGUCGGGAUGUAUAACCAUGAAACAGGCAAGGUAACCCGGUACAACAGUAGUGGUCAACACAUCCUGACCAUACAACACCACAACAAACGUCACACACUGUAUAGUAAUCCUCUCUAUAUCACAGAGAACAAUAACGGUGAUAUUAUUGUGUCUGACUGGUUACGUGGUGCUGUAGUGGUGACAGAGCACGGGGGGAGACAUCGAUUCUCCUACACAGGACCUCCAUCAGGAUCAUCACUACAUCCAUACGGAAUCUGUACAGACGCGCUGUCACACAUCCUGGUGUGUGAUUAUUACACCGACACAGUACAGAUGAUUGACAAGGACGGUCACUUCCUGUCUCUGUUACUGACACGACAACACGGGAUAAACAGACCACGCAGCCUGAACUAUGAUGAUAAAACUCACCUUCUCUGGGUCGGAUCAUACCUCACCAACACAGUGUCUGUAUAUAGAUAUCUACAGAGGAGGUACUCUCUGACUGACAGAGACGAGGGGAUCACGGAAGCUUCAAGUGAUGAGGAUAUUGAAGAAAACCGUGAGGAACUGAAGUCUGGGGAUCUUGCUGAAUCAGGGAGCAGUGGAGAUAAUUGUGCAGAGGAAAAUGACGAUGAUAAGAAAUCAGAGGAAUCUGAUGAGGACACUCCUGAAUCUGACGAGGACACUCCUGAAUCCCGCUGUCCGUGGUGUCUCAACAUUUUCAAUUGUCAAAAUUAAGUUGGAAUAAGCCAAUGCAUCCUUAGGAGUGUUUGGAAAGUGAGUAAACUGAUUCUGAUGGCGAGGAUGUUCCUAAAACAAACUUGAUGACGAACAAACACAAUGAAAUAAGUGAAAGCAACGAUGAUCAGAAUUUAGAGGAGACCACCGAGAAUGAGGAUGAAUCCGAUUCGUGUGGAUAGUGACUCUAGGAUAAUGCAUAACUGUCGCUAAGGAAACAAAGGACUUUUUCAAAGGAGUUAAUUUGCUUAAUCAGAAGUUCUGUCACUGAAGCUGAAAUAGUCAGACACUAAAGUUACGAUCAUGUAUCCAUAAAGUAUUUAUUUUCUAGAAUAUUACAGCUCUAUAUUGAUUAUAUAUUAGAUUGUGUAUACAUUUAGAUAUCUGGUUUGUAUAAUUGUUAUCAACAUUGCAUUGUUUGAAGAAUGUUAUAUCAGAAUAUAAUAUUGUCACGUAAAA